GACACGGGCUACAUGCCUCUCAAGCUCGGCAGCAGAGUAGCUCUCAUGGUGAACAGGUAUGGUGAACAGCCUGGGCGCAACGCCAGCUAUUGCAGCAGGCAAGGCUGUGCCACAGCUUUCCCCCCACCUCCCCACCUCUCCCCCACCCCCACCCCAUCCUCUCCCCCCUCACCACCAUCCCCCCAGCCUGGCCUGGGCGCAACACCAGCCAUGGAGGUCAUGAUUGCGGCCGGCAAGGCUGUAGCGCAACUACAGGUGGAGCAUGGGCUGGCAGUGGAGCGAGUGUAUGCAGGCCAUUUCAUGACUUCCCUCGACAUGUCAGGCCUCUCCCUCUCAGUGCUCAAGGUGGACGAUCAAGUGCUGCAGCGACUAGACGCCCCCACCCUCGCCCCUGCAUGGCCCAACGCCUGCCAAGGUGCCCGUCCAGCUACCAAGGUGCCAGUGCCACUCCCCCCAGCCCCACCAGGCUCUCAACCUGCAUCAGCAUGUGAGCGCCCCAAGGAGUUGACAGAGGAGGGGCGGUGCUUGGAGCGGUGCAUCCGAGGGGGCGCCCAGGCCGUGCUGGCUCUGGCAGCAGACCUGAAUGCAUGGGAUGCCAAGAUUGGCGAUGGGGACUGCGGCAGCACGAUGAGCCGUGGGGCCAAGGCAGUUCUUGAAGCUCUCGCCUCAAGAUACCCCCUAAAUGAUGCACCAGCGACAAUUAGGGAGAUGGGCGCGAGUGUGCGGUGCUCCAUGGGAGGGACGAGUGGAGUGAUAUACGACAUCUUCUGUCGCUCUGCAUACGUGAAGCUGAGGGAGCUCGCAGGGUCAGCAGCACAGCCCACCCCUGCCCACUGGGCGGCUGCAUUUGAGGCGGCGGUGGCAGCGGUGAGUCUGUACGGCGGUGCUCAAGCGGGCUACCGCACCAUGCUGGAUGCUCUGCUGCCCGCCGCUGCCUCUCUCUCUCGCAGCAUCACAGCAGGGGAGUCAGCAGCGGCCGCGCUGGCUGCUGCUGCUCAGGCUGCUGCUGCCGGAGCCGAAUCAACCAAGUCAAUGCCAGCUCUGGCUGGCAGGUCCAGUUAUGUACCAGCAGAGGUGUUGGCAUCAGUGCCUGAUCCCGGAGCCAUGGCUGUAGCGGCAUGGCUGCAAGGUGCCGCUACAGCCAUGCAACCACCGCCGCCGCCUGUAGUGGAGUCCGUAGCAGAGCCUGCAGCGGCAGCAGCGGCAGCACCAUCAGCACCACAAGAACAGUUGUAG
This is a messenger RNA of Closterium sp. NIES-65, 1236 nucleotides long. NCBI's taxonomy places the organism in Eukaryota, Viridiplantae, Streptophyta, Zygnematophyceae, Desmidiales, Closteriaceae. The record is from the annotation of a GenBank genome assembly.